This is a messenger RNA of Hirundo rustica (Barn swallow), 359 nucleotides long. RefSeq names its product cytochrome c oxidase assembly protein COX14 homolog. The transcript is spliced from 2 exons. Gene Ontology annotation, biological process: mitochondrial respiratory chain complex IV assembly. The coding region runs from base 80 to 238 and encodes 52 amino acids. Gene Ontology annotation, cellular component: mitochondrion. The record is from RefSeq and is a predicted model, not a curated record. NCBI's taxonomy places the organism in Eukaryota, Metazoa, Chordata, Aves, Passeriformes, Hirundinidae.
CGUGACCGCGCGAGACACGUGAGCGCGCCACGUGACGCGGAGCGGGAGCGCGGCAGAGCGGGACGGGAGCGGUGCAGCCAUGGUGUCCAGAAAGCAGCUGGCAGACUUUGGCUACAAGGCCUUCUCGGGCUCCAUGAUGCUGCUGACGGUGUACGCCGGGUACCUGUGCAGUGUCCGCGUCCAGAGGAUGCUCCAGCACCGCCGCGAGCGGGAGAACGCGCCCGGCCCCGAGAGCUGAGCCUGUGCUGGGAGCUGGGACUGCCCCUGGGACUGAGCCCACGCUGGACCAGCCCCACCUUCCCGGGCCCCCCUGGCUGGGGGAGGCAGAUGGAGCACAAUAAAACCUAUGUGCAAGUGGC